Molecule: messenger RNA, 1530 nt
Organism: Micropterus salmoides (largemouth bass)
Lineage: Eukaryota; Metazoa; Chordata; Actinopteri; Centrarchiformes; Centrarchidae
Gene: tollip
Product: toll interacting protein
Exons: 6
Coding region: 1-828 (275 amino acids)
Biological process (GO): ubiquitin-dependent protein catabolic process
Cellular component (GO): cytoplasm
Molecular function (GO): ubiquitin binding; ubiquitin conjugating enzyme binding
Source: RefSeq, a predicted model, not a curated record
AUGGCGACCACCAUCAGUACUCAGCGAGGACAGGUAUAUAUUGGUGAGCUUUCCAAGGACUUCCUGCGGAUCACUCCCACCCAGCAGCAGCAGCAGGUCCAGCUGGAUGCCCAGGCAGCCAGGCAGCUGCAGUAUGGAGGCUCAAUGGGCACCAUAGGGCGACUCAGCAUUACUGUGGUCCAGGCCAAGCUGGCUAAAAACUACGGUAUGACCCGGAUGGAUCCAUAUUGUAGGAUCCGACUGGGCUAUGCAGUUUACGAGACACCGACUGCUCACAACGGAGCAAAGAACCCGCGCUGGAACAAGGUGAUCCAGUGCACGGUGCCUCCUGGGGUCGACUCCUUCUACCUGGAGAUUUUUGAUGAGAGAGCGUUCUCUAUGGAUGACAGGAUAGCAUGGACUCAUGUCACCAUCCCUGAAGGCCUGAGGGAGGGUAGUGUGGUUGACGAGUGGUUCAGCCUCAGUGGCAGGCAGGGUGACGACAAGGAGGGCAUGAUCAACCUGGUGAUGUCUUUUGCUUCUUUACCAGCAGGGAUGAUGACACAGCCUGUUGUUCUAAUGCCCUCUGUGUACCAGCAAGGAGUCGGAUAUGUGCCCAUUUCAGGGGUGCCUGCAGUCUACAACCAGGGCGUGGUGCCCAUGCCAAUGCCAGCAACCAUGCCAGCAGUUGGGAGCCAGGGACCAGUGUGCAGCGAGGAAGACCUGAAGGCUCUGCAGGACAUGUUCCCCAACCUGGAUAAGGAGGUGGUUCGCACCGUGCUGGAUGCACAGCAGGGCAACAAGGACGCAGCCAUCAACUCGCUGCUGCAGAUGGCUGAGGAGCUCUAACUGAAGAACGCAAUUGUACAGUGGACAUGCCAGCAUACACACACACACACACACACACAGAUAAAAACAGUCUUUACUCAUGGAGAGGUCGCCCACCCUUUUGCAUACACCCAGAGUGUGGUUGAUAGCUUGCCCACAUACUGCAGCCAUAUCUGAGCUCCCACCAGCUCAGCUCCCUUUAUUGACUCCUUGUUGGCCAAAGUGCAUGAAGCCUUCGCAAAGCAUCGCAACAACUGUGUUCACCUUUGGUUGUAAGAUGAUAUCAAUGGCAGAUAUGUUUGGGGAGUUCUUUAAGUCAUGACAGGAUCAUUAAAGUUUGUAUCACAGUAGAGACUCAAACUAAAUAUUCAAUUGGCAGUAGUGUUACCUGAUGGGUAUUGUAAAUCUUACUAGCACAAAUCAUAAGGCGUUUCUUGAUUGUUUCAACAUCACAACCUUUCACUGGCAUCAUGGGAAACCCAGCCCGUAUUCCCCCCAGUGAUCCCACUGUUCAGUCCAUCUUCUGCUUAUGUUACUGUUGUUAAUAGUGUAUGGAGAACCUGUCUGUAGUAACCUGCAGUGAACUGCUUCUGUUCCAAAUGAAGCUGUAAAAUGUUUAGUGCACUCAAAAUCUGAUCAAUUAUUAUGGAUGUAUGAUGAUAUAGAAUUAUAUGUUGAGAAUUAAAAGUGAAAAAAUGUUGGUGGUACUGAGGUUCAGAGGAA